This is a messenger RNA of Suillus subaureus, 741 nucleotides long. RefSeq names its product snare associated Golgi protein-domain-containing protein. The transcript has 7 exons. Lineage: Eukaryota; Fungi; Basidiomycota; Agaricomycetes; Boletales; Suillaceae. The annotation marks the transcript as partial. The record is from RefSeq and is a predicted model, not a curated record.
UUCUUCGACUGGAAGGGGCUUUUUAGCUGGAAUCGACCAUGGACAAGGCGCAGAAUAGUAACUUGCGUCUGCCUGGGCGCCGUCAUCGUCUUGAUUUCCCUUUUUGUGUUCUUCCAUCAGCAGAUAGUGCGCGCUUUGCAGCCUGCAGUGGAGCGGAUUCAUGACUUAAAGUUCGGAUGGCUCAUCCCAAUUGCGAUGUUCUUUGUGAUGUCAUUCCCUCCAUUGUUUGGUCACGAGAUAUUGGCCAUCCUCUGCGGGGUUGUCUGGGGUGCUGAGGUUGGCUUCGCCAUCACUGCAGCUGGCACUUUCAUAGGUGAAGUUGCCAACUUCUAUACUUUCAAAUAUUUUUGCCAAGCUCGCGGAGAUAAGUUGCAAAGAGACAGUAUCACGUAUGCCGCUCUGUGCAAGGUAGUCCGUGAACGCGGUCUCAAAGUCGCGUUGAUCGCGCGCUACAGCGCAGUUCCAGGGCAUUUGACAACAGCCAUAUUCUCAGUGUGCGGAAUGGGAAUCUUUACGUUCAUGCUAGCAGCUGUGCUCUCUCUUCCGAAACAAUUUGUUACUGUCUAUAUUGGUGUGAUGCUUGAAAGUGACCCAAACUCAUCUGGUGCUUCCACCAGCAGGAUUAUUGGUGAUGUAAUUGGUGCUAUCACACUUCUGGUGACUGUCGUUGCAAUGUGGUAUAUUAACAAGGAAGUGGGCAAAGUGAAACCACAAGUCAUACAGGAACGUCAAAAGUCCCGG